This is a messenger RNA of Nematocida major, 1014 nucleotides long. RefSeq lists its product as uncharacterized. Gene Ontology annotation, cellular component: cytosolic [4Fe-4S] assembly targeting complex. The transcript has a single exon. NCBI's taxonomy places the organism in Eukaryota, Fungi, Microsporidia. Gene Ontology annotation, molecular function: protein binding. The record is from RefSeq and is a predicted model, not a curated record. Gene Ontology annotation, biological process: iron-sulfur cluster assembly. The coding region runs from base 1 to 1014 and encodes 337 amino acids.
AUGAACGAAGUUAUAGCAGAAAUAGCUGGGCAGGGCUGGUCUAUGUGCGAGAAUGGAAGCGUGCUCUGCGUGGCUGUGGAGGACACAAUAAGCGUGUACGAGCUGAAGAACCUGCAGAAUGUGAAAAGAAUCAGCACGGAGGGCGAUAACUGCGGGAUUCUUCCAGAAAUUUCGGAGGAAAGCGCGCGCGGGUGCGACUACAUUAGAAGAUGCGAGUUUAUGCAGGACAGCGAUGUCAUGUGCGUGGGAUACUUCAGCGGAGUGUGCGAUGUGCUCAACAUAGAAAAGGGCAUACGCCUGGACAGGCUGCAGGGCGCGGACAGCGAAGUAAAGGGCGUGGGGUUCAGCGCGGACGGCCGGCUUGGGUUCAGCACCAGGGAUGGGAGCGUGUGGGUGUGGAAGCUGAACGAGGAAGGCGAGUGGGAGAUUGAGGAGGUGAUCGAGUACAGUGAAAGCGACGUAAAGACAAUUGCAUGGCACCAGAACCGGCUGGUUACCGUGGGAUACUCCAAUGAAGUGGUUGUGUACAGCAGGUGGGAGGACGAAAUGUGCGAAGUAAAGUGGGAAAUCGAAAGCACUUUUAAGUGCGAGUCUUGCGUGUGGGACGUGGGCAUUGCAGAGGGAGAAAGCACCCGAGCUUGUGUGGUGACGCAGGGCGGGUAUAUGCACGUGUACGCACUGAAGCAGGACGGGGGAUUUUUCGAGGAGCUCUCCCAAAGAAUUUCAGAGUAUCCCGUGAUCUCUGUGUGCGUGGGCGAGUGUGGGGGCGAGCAGUGCUUUGCGAUGAUCGUGGAAAGAUGCCGGCUCGUGUGCUACUCCAUGGAGGGGUCGUGCUUGGGGGAGUGGAAUAUUCUCACAGAGUGGGAAGAGCCUGUAGAUAUUCUGUACUCGCGCGCGGAAAAGGCCUUUUUUGUGCUGUCCUACAAGAUACAGGCCAGAAAAAGAACGAGCAUUCUCAGGAAAGUUGCGGUUUCAAGGGGGGAUGGUGUGCAGGGCGUGCAGCCUGCUCUGUAG